Messenger RNA from Psammomys obesus (fat sand rat), 2133 nucleotides. RefSeq names its product inhibitor of nuclear factor kappa B kinase subunit epsilon (gene Ikbke). NCBI's taxonomy places the organism in Eukaryota, Metazoa, Chordata, Mammalia, Rodentia, Muridae. Gene Ontology annotation, biological process: peptidyl-serine phosphorylation. Gene Ontology annotation, cellular component: cytoplasm. The record is from RefSeq and is a predicted model, not a curated record. Gene Ontology annotation, molecular function: ATP binding; protein serine/threonine kinase activity.
AUGCAGAGUACAACUAAUUACCUUUGGCACACUGAUGACCUGCUAAGGCAGGGGGCCACUGCCGGUGUGUACAAGGCCUGAAACAAGAAAUCAGGGGAAGUGGUUGCUGUAAAGGUCUUCAAUUCAGCCAGCUACUGGUAGCCCCCUGAGGUGCAAGGGAGGGAGUUUGAGGUCCUGGGGAAACUGAAUCAUCAGAACAUCGUCAAGCUGUUCGCUGUGGAGGAAACGGGAAGCAGCCAGCAGAAGGUGCUGGUGAUGGAUUAUUGCUCCAGUGGGAGCCUGCUGAGUGUGCUGGAAGACCCUGAGAACACCUUUGGGCUUCCUGAGGAGGAGUUCCUGGUGGUACUGUGCUGUGUUGUGGCUGGCAUGAACCACCUGCGGGAGAACGGCAUUGUCCAUGUGAAUAUCAUGCGCCUGGUGGGGAAGGAGGGGUAGAGCAUUUAUAAGCUGUCUGACUUCGGGGCUGCCCAGAAGCUGGAUCAUGAUGAGAAGUUUGUUUCUGUCUAUGGUACAGAAGAGUACCUGCACCCUGACAUGUAUGAGCGGGCAGUGCUUUGCAAACCCCAGCAAAAGGCGUUCGGGAUGACUGUGAAUCUCUAGAGUAUUGUGGUGACCCUGUACCAUGCAGCCACUGGUAGUCUGCCCUACAUCCCCUUUGGUGGGCCCUGGCACAACAAGGAGAUCAUGUAUAGAAUCACCACUGAGAAGCCAGCCGGGGCCAUUUCAGGGACUCAGAGGCAGGAAGAUGGGCCCCUGGAGUGGAACUAUAGCUCCGUCACCUGCAGACUGUCCAUGGAAGGGCUGCAGAGCCAGCUGGUGCCCAUCCUAGCCAACAUCCUGGAGAUAGAACAGGCUAAUUGCUGGGGCUUCAAUCAGUUCUUUGCAGAGACCAGUGACAUCCUGCCGCAAACCAUCAUCCAUGUCUUCUCCCUGCCCCAGGUGGUCUUGCAUCAUGUCUACAUCCAUGCCCAAAACACGAUUUCCAUAUUUUUGGAGGCUGUAUAUGAGCAGACCAACGUGGCCCCCAAACAACAGGAGUACCUCUUUGAGGGUCACCCCUGUGUCCUUGAGCCAAGCCUCUCAGCACAGCACAUGGCCCACACAACUGCCAGCAGCCCUCUGACUCUGUUCAGCAUGGCCAGUGAUACACCCAAGGGGCUGGCCUUCAGAGACCCUGCUCUGGACAUCCCAAAGUUCGUCCCCAAGGUCGACCUACAGAUAGAUUACAGCACAGCUAAGAGGGUGCUGGGAGCUGGCUACCAGGCCCUGUGGCUGGCAUGGGUCCUGCUGAAUGGGCAGGCAUUGAUGCUUCAAGGGUUAUGCUGGGUCCUGGAGGUGCUUCAGAACAUGUGCCAGCAGACACUAGAGGUCACACGGACAGCCCUUCUCUUCCUCAGCAGCAGCCGGGGCUCUGAAAGGUUCAACAGUGGUACUAGGAAACCUCACUUCCAGGAACUAAAGGAGGCCACAGAGCUGAGGUCCAAGCUGCAGGCUUGCUCAGAGGUCCUCUCUAGAUGUUCCCACAAUGUUAUAGAAAUCCAAAUGAGCCUGAACUGCCGAGAGCUUUUAAAGGACCAGGAUCAAAUUGAUGAAGACCACAGAAGUAUCCAGAAGAUCCAGUGUUGUUUGGACAAGAUGUGCUUCAUCUACAAACAGUUCAAGAAAUCUAGGAUGAGGCCAGGCCUCAGCUACAAUGAGAAGCAGAUCCACAAGCUGGAGAAGGUGAAUUUUAGUCAUUAAGCCAAGAGGCUCCUUCAGGUGUUCCAGGAGGAGUGCGUGCAGAAGUAUCGGGUGUUGCUGGUCACACACGGCAAGUAGAUGAGGCAGGUUCAGAAGGCCCAGAACCACCUGCACCUCAUUGGCUGCUCUGUGGCUGCCUAUAACUCAGAGGCCUGGGAAGCUCAGGAGAGCCUGUGUAAGAUCUUUGAUCAGCUCCUUCUGGACAGAGCUUCUGGACAGGGGGCUCAGGUCUCGCCACAAUCCAUGGCUCCACAUCCCAGACCUGAUCCAAAGGACUUGGUCUUUCAUGUGCAGGAGCUUUGUACUGAUAUGAAGCUGUUGGCCUUUGAUCUCCAGGACAACAACUGCCUCAUCGAACGGCUACAUAGAGUCCCAUCAGCACCAGAUGUCUGA